GAAACAAGAAAGAUAAUGUUUGCAGCUUUUAAGUAUCACUCAACAGACUAUUUAUAUGAGAGCCUAGCAAGGCAGAAGUUUUCCAUUUGUAGAUUAUCACUUUGUUUUCCACGCUGUUUACAUCAAGAUGAAAAGUAUCACCUCACUGGACUUUUUGCUGAUGAUAAGUAUAGGAGGCCUUGGACAAGAAUUAUUUCAACACAGAACAUGACAGAUAUUUCUGUAUUGGAUCAAUGGAAGAAAAGCUUGUCUGUGGAGGAUUUCCUGGAAAAGAAACCUAUAUCUUGUAUAAAAUUCCAUAUUAAUAAUGAAUUAAUUGAAGUCAUUCCAAGUUCAAAUCCAUGUUCUCAGACUGACUUAGAAACGUCUUAUUUACUAGUGAAGAACAUUUAUAAGAAAGAAUUCACAGAGGACAAAUACUUGAAGACUGACUGUGCCAUCAAACUUAAAGAACAAUAUCAAGAUUUAUAUGUUGGAGAUGAACUUGUUUUUGUUGAUAAUCUUGAAAAUUACAGUAAAAAGCUCCCUACUUUAUAUGCCCUUCUGGACAGGCUACAUUUUUUUUUUGUGAAAGACCCCCUUCUAGAUUCUGAAGGACAGAAUUUAACAGAAGAGAAUAUUUUCAGGAAAUAUUUGACAUUCCAAAAUGAAAUGGAGAUACAGGAGAAUAAAAAAGAAUUGCAGGGAAUUAAAGAGAACUUCAGUCCAGUAUCUUUAAAAGAUGAAGAGUAUUUAAUGCUGCCUGUUGAAUUAGAAGUCUACAGGACAAGCAGAUCAGAAAUCAAGAAUCCAUCAUACUUGGAACUGAAACAGUUGUUAAAAUUAGCCCCAGAAACUAUGAGUGAUGAAGCCACAUGUGAAGAGUUGAUCAAAGAAACUCUCAAUGCAGAAAUUACAAACAAAUUAGAAAUUUCCAAUUACUGCCCCAAACCAGAAGAGAUUUGUUCCAGUAAUAGCAGAAGUAUUUUGGAUUUCUGUGAGUCAGCUAAAUAUGCUGCAUAUCUGAAAGAGGAAAUGGAAGUACUUUUAAGUCCUCCUUGCAGACAACAAAGAUCUCAGUUGAAUUUUCUGGGUAUAGGACUCCAAGAGGAACCUCUUUCUGAUAACAGUAUUUUUAUGGCAGAGCCCUCUAGAGAAUACUUAGAAAGUUUGAUAUGGCAAUCAGAGAAGUACCAGGAUGAUGUGAAAUCUCUUUUGCUUAAAGAGCGUCAGACUAGUAAACUUACUUGUCAGCAUCAUUCGCUUGCAGAACUGAAAGAACUACUGUCUGUUGACAUAGAAACACCAAUGUUUAGCUCACUGGAAGUGGACUGGUGGUUUCACUUAGGAUUAAGUCCAGUCUCCUUAGAGACUUUGGAGCAAUUAAGUCUGAAUUCGAGUAGUACAAACAGUUGUUCUCCUGCGGAAGCAGAAACAUUCUCACUGUUUACAGCAUAUCAGCUACACUGGUGGCUUGAAGAGCAGAAUUCCAUGGCAAACUGGGAAUUGCUUUCUGCUGGAAAACAUCAGUUGGACAAAAUAACCAAACUUUGCAUGUCACCUGAGACUAACAGGCAGCACUUUUCCCAGCAUGUGAGUGCUGCAUCUUCUGUCAAAAUGCACAGCUCAAGUACAUCUGUAGAAGAGCUUACUGGAGACAGUAUACAAAUUACUAAUGUAGAAGAACCUAUUUAUUUCUUAAACCAAGAAAAGAAAAUGCCCCGAUCUCCUGAAUCAGUUGGCUGUAAAGAUGCAUCUUUCAAACAAGAUAAUUCACCUAGGAGCCAGAAACCAUCAGCAGUUGCCCUAGCUACAACACGGGAUACUGAUGAUUCUGAUCUUCUGAGCAGCUUUAUCAUGCUGAGAUCUAAACAUAUGUUCACUCAAAUGGAGAAGAAAAAUGACAUAAAUAGUCCUGAAAAGGUACUGCAGCUUGAAGAAGAGCAUUUGCAUGCUCAGAAAGAGGACAGUUCUGUUUGCAAGACUGUAACAACAGAAAAAACAGAACAGGAAGAUGAAGACAGCAUCACAGUCAAUAUUCAAGCAUCAGAAAGCCAGUGCCAAGCAUACUGUCUCUUGGAAGCUGCUGCUGCACCCAUUCUGAAAGAUUUGACACAUCUAGGCAUACUUGCAGCUGUAAAUUGGAGCUUUAUCAAUAUUAAAUUUGACCACACAAGAUUUUUCUUAAAACAGCAGGAGAAAGUGAUAAGUGAUCACUUUAAAGAAGGUAAAAUAGAUGAGAAAGAGACCAUGCUGUUCAGACAUGCUGCUCUAGUACAUCUGUUGGUGACCGUUCGAGACCUUCUUUUAACAUGUGGCUUGGACACAGCAUUAGGAUAUUUGUCCAAGGCAAAGGAUAUCUAUAAAAACGUCUUAGAAUCCUGUUUGGAUAAAAUUUGGAGGCAGUUGAAGAUUGUACAGUACAGCAGCCAGAAAAAGCAUGAAACCAAUCCCAAAAUAACAGAGCUUCGGUGUCAAAUGCUAAAUUGCAUGCAAAGUGGUAGAGAAGAAUGCAGUGUUAAGAUACUAAUCAUAACAAGAAUGGAUUCGGAUAGAGAAAAAGCUGCCCUAAUUCACGAUUUGUCUACAGUGGAAGGUUUAAAAGCCAUAGAUUUGAAUACUGAGAAAAAAGGAGCCUUUUUAGGUUAUAAAGAUAUCAUGAAUAGCCUCAGUAGAUACUCCUGUCUGAUUGUACAUAAUCAGCAUAUAGGAGCAGAUUUCCCUUGGACACACUUCUCAUUAGUGAUGGAAUAUGAUUACUGUGAGAACUCUUGCUGGAAAAAUCUAUGCAAAAAUCUGAAUAUUACUUACAUGACUUUUAAAACCAUCCUCCCUGAAACAAUACUAAUGGGGGAUCACUGUGGUUCCUUUCUUCUGGAAGUGCAGAUUCCCUACAUAUUUCUGACAUCUGAAGGACUUGUUAACAUGCCAGGUAUCCUUCAGCUUUUGGAAUCAGAGUACAACAUUACCUUUAUUGAAAGAAGCUGUUGUCAUUCAUUACAGCUCUUUGGAAAUACAGAUCAAUAUGUUGUUUUAACAGUAGAUGAAUGUACUGCAGUCUUUUUGCAGAAUAUAGAUGAACUAAAUUAUGAGAAAUCCUGUGAUAAUGUAAUAUUGAAGCUGAUGGCAUUAUCACUCCAGUAUACCUGCUGUUGGAUUGUCUUCUAUUCCAGAGAAAGACUGAGUUCAGAGUACAGUCUCAGGGGAGCUACUGUGCUUCACCUUGUCUUAAUUUAUGCCACUUUGGUUCAAUUUGCACAGAGAUCAGAAGACUUUGAAGUAAAGGUGAUUCUUAUGCCAGGGAUUGAAGAAACAGCUCUGUUAAUUCGACAAAUUGCUGACAACAUUUUGAUAGCAUCUAAUAUCAAUCCUCAUGAAUGGUUGGACAAGUCCUGGCUUUCUGUCUUGCCGUCUGAGACAGAGAAAUGCCUGCUUACUUUUCCAUGUAUCAACCCUCUAGUUGCUCAAUUCAUGUUAAAGAAGGGAUCUUCACUGAAGAGGCUGCUUCUUGCAAGUUUUGAUCAACUUCAGGAACUCCUGCCACAAGUUCCCAAAAAAGUUUUAAAGCAUUUUAGUGACAUCACAUCUUUGUACAGCCUAAAUUCUGCUGCUCCACCAGAAGCAGAAGUAAAAUGUGCAUCACCAUCAAAAAAAUGGAAUAUCUUCAACACACCCUAUCCAAAUUAUAAGCAGAAUUAUCAGUCUUUAGAGCUGCCAGGACCAUCUGAUGUGAAUUCUGAAGCCAUGAUCCCACCACUGAAUGAUCAUCAGGAUUUUAUUAAUUCUGACCUUUCAAGUUAUAUGCGAAAGAAAUCAUGUUCUUCAGAUGUAACUGUGGGGAAGAAGCAGGACUUCUUUGUUGUGCCAAAGGAUUAUGAAAAUUUAGCUCAUCUAGAUGUUAAGAAUUCUGUUUAUGAUCAGCAACAGCCCUUCAUGAUGUAUCAUAACUUUGAUUAUUAUUCAAAAAAUUUGGAAGAAGAUUUCUUUACAUCUUUCAGUGAAUAUACAUCUGCAGAGAGUUCUAAGAGUUUUCUAGAAGAAUUUAGAGACAUGACAUCUAGGAACCCAGAAACUCUGAUUGACAAGACCUCUUUGAAUGAUUGUGCAUCCACUUGCACGUAUGAUUCAUCAGCCUCUGUUGAUCCAGAUGAGCUUCAAAGUCUGAACUUUCCCCAAAGAGCUAGAAAAUCUUUUAGAAAGAGAAAAAAAUGUGCAUCAUUAUUGUGGACAGAAAGAAAAAAUGUGACAGAUUUACGAUUUGCAGAAGUACCACAGGGCAAAAAGAGAAGAUUGACAUUUGAAAGAGUCCCUGGAAGAAGUGACGGACAAACACGUCUUAAGUUCUUUUGA
Molecule: messenger RNA, 4329 nt
Organism: Rhea pennata
Lineage: Eukaryota; Metazoa; Chordata; Aves; Rheiformes; Rheidae
Gene: SHOC1
Product: shortage in chiasmata 1
Exons: 28
Coding region: 16-4329 (1437 amino acids)
Biological process (GO): resolution of meiotic recombination intermediates
Cellular component (GO): condensed nuclear chromosome
Molecular function (GO): single-stranded DNA binding; ATP hydrolysis activity
Source: RefSeq, a predicted model, not a curated record